Messenger RNA from Trichoderma harzianum CBS 226.95, 792 nucleotides. RefSeq lists its product as hypothetical. Gene Ontology annotation, biological process: autophagy of mitochondrion; autophagosome assembly; cellular response to nitrogen starvation. Gene Ontology annotation, cellular component: cytoplasm; Atg12-Atg5-Atg16 complex; phagophore assembly site membrane. The coding region runs from base 1 to 792 and encodes 263 amino acids. The record is from RefSeq and is a predicted model, not a curated record. The transcript is spliced from 2 exons. Lineage: Eukaryota; Fungi; Ascomycota; Sordariomycetes; Hypocreales; Hypocreaceae.
AUGUCCACUUCAGCCUCGUCCAUACCCCAGGCGCUCUGGGCCGCUCAGGUCCCCUUGCACAUCACUCACCGGUCCGCGCCCUCUACACCCUUCAUCACAAGCGUCCCACGCUUCAGCUACCUGUCGCUUCUGCUGCCGCGCCUGUCGGCCUUCUUCGACGCACCCUGCUCCAGCUUUCACUUUGAGGAUGUGCAGCUAAGGAACCUGGCGGUGGGGUUGCUGGCCGACCUGUACGCGCCUAGCCUGCCGUGGCGGCUGGUGGUGGACGAUGGGGUUGCAUGGGAUAUUGGCGAUACUUUUCUGAAUAGCGUCAAGGAGGCCGACUUUGUUCGCUACGGCAACGCCAAUCAGAUCAUGAAGAUGUCCAAGGAACACACCACUCAGCUCUGGAACUCAGUCAUUGACAAUGACUACGCUGCGUUUUCCAAGAUACACACACGCCUGCUCAAUGCUCCAGCCACCCUCAAGCACGCCCCCAUGCGGGUGUACAUCCCCUCAACCCCCCCUGAUGCAGGCGGUGAUGGUUCCCCCUCUGCUCCCGCAGCCGGUGAAGCUGGAUCUUUCAGGAUCGUCCAAUCCUUGGUCCCUGUCAUGACACCAGACCGCAAGCCAAAGCUGCUGGGGCAGGCCCUCAAGGACUUGAUGCCCACGCUGUUUCCCAGCAGUCGAGACCCCGUGCUGGCGAGCGUGGUACUUCACGGCGUGUCCGCUCCCUUUGACGCCCCCUUGGGAGAAAUGAUGAGGGAAGCUGCAUAUCCCGAUGGGUGGCUUUGCUUUGUGGUUGUUGUUUAA